AUGUGGAGUCUGCCAUCAAAGAAAGGAAUGUCAAUCUUAAGGCGAGGAAGUUCACCUACUUCCCUGUGCGGUCUUUGUCAUCGCCGAUGGUUUAGCAAAUUCGGCCUUGUCUCCUCGUCAGUUCCCGAGAACUCCAUAACAGGGGGAUCACUGUCUUCUGAUUCUGUACUAUCCUGUACUCCGGCCAUGGGUCUUCGAGCUGCGGGUAUUCCUCUCGUCUGUAACAGUGGGUCCGGUAUGGUUGCCGGAGCUCCGGUUUCAGAUGAAGGUGAUGUUCUUUAUGUUUUCCCAAAGGAUUAUCGUUCAAAACUUGCUGCCAAAUCCUUUCGACUGAAAGUCGAGCCUUUGCUGGAUAAAUUGAAGGGAGCAAGCGAGUACGUAAUCAGGGUCUCUUUUGGGACAGCACUUAUCAUGUCAAUUGUUCUGGUAUACACAACAAUAAUUGCCCUUGUUUCAAGCAGAAGUGAUGAUGACAAUCGAGGAAGGCGUGGGGGGAGAUCAUAUGAUUCUGGGGUUACCAUUUUUUUCAACCCAUCAGACUUAUUUUGGUAUUGGGAUCCGUAUUAUUACAAGAGGCGUCGGACAAGGACUGAUGAUGGAAUGAACUUCAUUGAAUCUGUUUUCUCAUUUGUUUUUGGUGAUGGAGAUCCAAAUCAAGGAAUCGAAGAGGAGAGGUGGAAACUGAUUGGACAAUAUAUUUCUUCAAACGGUGGUGUUGUUACUGCUGAGGAACUUGCUCCUUAUCUUGAUGUGGAACCAAUGGAAAAAUCAGUCGAUGAUGAUUCAUAUAUCUUACCAGUUCUAUUACGUUUUGAUGGACACCCCGAAGUGGAUGAUGAGGGAAAUAUUCUUUAUCGCUUUCCAUCACUGCAGCGUACAGCUUCAUCUCAAAGGGCUUCUAGGAAGGAAUAUGUUGGUAAGAAAUGGGCUCAAUGGGUUGAUGGCAUACAGAAAUUUUUUGAGGAAAAGAAGUGGUCAUUCAGCAAGACAAGUGCAUCUGAGAGAGCAAUGGUUAUAGGCUUGGGCUCACUCAAUCUAUUUGGUGUAAUUGUUCUGGGAAGCAUGUUGAAGAAUACCACAGUUUCACCUUCAGGUUUCAUUUCUUUUGUUUCUGAUAUAUUUCCUCUCCUCCAGGUUUAUGCUGCCUCAUUCUUUGCAAUACCAUUGUUCCGAUGGUUCUUUUUAAGCAGGAAAAAUUCUGCUAUAGAAAACAGAAAUCUUGCGAGGAGACAACGAGCUACAGCUCUCGAGUUGCCAGAUUCAAGUCUUAGAAGAAAA
This is a messenger RNA of Dendrobium catenatum, 1278 nucleotides long. RefSeq lists its product as uncharacterized. Lineage: Eukaryota; Viridiplantae; Streptophyta; Magnoliopsida; Asparagales; Orchidaceae. The record is from RefSeq and is a predicted model, not a curated record. Gene Ontology annotation, cellular component: chloroplast envelope.